Molecule: messenger RNA, 2490 nt
Organism: Paramecium tetraurelia
Lineage: Eukaryota; Ciliophora; Oligohymenophorea; Peniculida; Parameciidae
Exons: 1
Source: RefSeq, a predicted model, not a curated record
AUGUUUGGAAGAUCUAAUUGGAUCAUAGAUGGUUGCUGCAAAAACUCCAACAUUUUUGUUUGUUAUGACUUGACAAAUGAAAGAUUGAUACCAUUAUCAUUCGCAAAGUAUUCAUCCAAAAUAUUACCUGGUUUGUGUAUUGUACAAUUAGAAUUAAAAUAUUCAACUGAUAAACAGAAUGAGCCCAUGGAUCUGGAAUAUGUUUUUUCGAUUAAUGAAAAUGCUGCUGUUACUAAAAUGAUCGUAAAACUAGACAAAACUAAAGUUUACGGUAUAGUAAAGGAAAAGGAAGAAGCGAAGUAAGAGUAUGAAAAAGGUCUAAAACAAGGAAAAACUAUGGCAUAUAGUGAGUCGGAUCCAAAGUAUCCUUAGAUAAAACGAGUAAAAGUUGGAUAGCUUGCACCAAAAAAGAAAUUGAAGAUUACUUUUGAGUAUAUACAACCCUUAGAGGUAUUUCUAAAUAAAUUUUGGAAAUUCGAACUAUUUCCAAUUUUUGAUUAAAAUUAUGUAUAGGAAAAUAAAGCAUAAAUGAUUGGUAUUUAUGAUGAGUAGAUUUAUGAAUAUCUAGAUGGAUUAUUUAGGAUUAAAGAUUUCUAGUUUACAUUUAAAUAAGAAAUUUAAGUGGAAAUAGAUUUUGGAUCACCUAUUACAUUUUGGAAAUCCCCUACUCAUAAACUUGAAUCAACGAAUGCUAAAAAUAACGCAAAAGUAAAUAAUUAGCAUUUAGUUCUCUUGCUAGAAGAUAUUCCUAAUAACUACGACCCCAGUAAAUAAUUUACCUUACUUUUUUCUUCAGAUGAAAUCAAUCUACCGAGAGCCAUUCUAAGUCAUACAAAGAACGAUGCCUUACAAUAUUAAAAAUAUUGUGCUACCUUAACAUUCAUUCCAAAAUUUAAUGAAGUUUCUUUAGAUGAUGCUUAUUCACAAUAUUUAGAUGGAUUAAUUAUAGCAGAUAAUCAAAAAAUUAAAAGAGGUAAUUACUUAUUUAUUAUUGAUCGAAGUGGAUCCAUGAGUGGAUCAAGAAUCAAAAAAGCUAAAGAAGCUUUAAUUCUGUUUCUAAAAAGUUUGCCUUAGGAUUCAGAGUAUAACAUUAUUUCAUUUGGUACCAAUUUUACAAAAUUGUGGAAUGUAUCCCAAAACUAUUCAUAAAAUACAUUAGAAACAGCGAUUAAACAUGUUGAAGAAAUGGAUGCCGAUAUGGGAGGAACAUGUAUUAUUGCUCCGUUAAAGUAGAUGAUAUAUCAUAAAAAUUAUGGAGCUUCCAAAAACACAACUCUGAAUGUGUUUUUGCUUACUGAUGGGCAGGAUACUGCUGAUCCUAUUAUUGAUUUGGUUCAGAAAAAUAACCUAGCGUAAACUAGAAUCUAUACUUUAGGAAUUGGUAGAGAAUGUAGCUAAUACUUGAUCAGAAGAGUUGCUGAAGUUGGAAAUGGUAAGUAUUAAAUUGUUAGUGAUAAGGAGGAUAUAAAUGAAAAAGUAAUUGAUCUAUUGGAAGAUUCCUUAACUCCAUAUCUGGAAGCAUUUACUCUAGAAUCUAAUAUCCCUAAUAUAACCUCGAUUAUUCCUAAUCCAGACUCAAUUGUUAGUUUGAAAAAAAAUUAAGAACUCACAUUCUAAAUACUUUUUCCAAAUUAAUAAAAACCAGAAGUUCUAGAGUUUAAGAUCAGAUGUUAUGAUCCAUAAAAUAAUCAAUAGAUUUCAUAUUCUGUAAAGUUAAAUUUGAAUGAAUCUUAAGAUAAUGAAUAUUUUCAUAAAUUGGCAGCCUACAAAUUUAUUACCUAUUAUGAAAACUCCAUAAAAUAUGGACAAAAUAAUGUGAAUUUUAUAAAGCUCAAUAAAAAUAAAAUUGAUUCAUAAGAUAUAAUUGCUUUAUCUGUUUAAAAUUAGAUUUUAUGUUCAAGAACGGCAUUUAUAUGUGAAGUUUGUGAUUUAGAAGAUUAAUUUUAAUAAUAGAUUAAAUAAAGAGUAUCUGUAGUUCAACCUAAACAAGCAAGAUAACCAGCAUAAUUAUACGCAUGUAGUGGUUAUUAAAGCAGAUGCAAUAUAUAACUUCAACAAGCUUCUAGUCAAUAUAAAUCUUCAGGGUGCUGUAGCACAGGAGGUUCUUCAAAAUCGUAUUCCAACUUUAAUACAUCUCCCUCACCUUAAAAAUAUGCUCUCUAAACUCAGCCUUUAAAAAAGUAAACAGAUUAAAGCAUAGACAAGUCAGAUAGUGAUAAGUUUACUUAUGAAACAUUAAUUUAAUUUGCUUAAGCAAAUGGUUGUUUUAUAAUUAAUAAAGAAGUUAAAUCAAAAAUUAAUUUUAAGAAUCUUUAAAAUCAUUAAAAUCUGAAAGAUGAUGUUUGGUUUACUUUUCUGGUGUUAUUAUACUUAGAGAAUUAUUUUAGUCAAUAUAAAAAAUCAUGGUAAUUGGUUUAUUAAAAGGGAAUAUCAUAUUUAAAAUAGAAUGGAAUGGAUUAUAAAGCAAAGAAGAAUGAAUAUAAAUUAUGA